AUGGGACGAAUCCGGUUCGCUGACUACGUGUAUUGGGCUCGGUUUGACGGUAUCGACACCAGCGACCCUUACAAGUACUCGGAGGCCAUUGUGAAGAACGAGAGAUUCAAGGCGAUAUGGGGCAGCCGUUCUUCCAACCUCGGAACUCCAUUCCAUGGAAUCACGACCGAUGGCCAGAAGAGGGAUGAACUGUACAAACUCCAGAAUGAAGGAGCACCUACGAAGCAGAUGGUGAAAGCAGCACAUGAUUUCAUACGACUCCUCAGCCCUGAUGAGAAGGAGGCCGCAGUGAGAGAUCUGGAUUCUGAAGAGUGGAGAAAGUGGAUCAACCCAGAGAUAAUUAUAUUCAGGUGCGGCCUGCGGCUCGAACAUAUUGAGAAGGUCAAAGUCGACGCCGUGAUGAAGAUCCUCAAGCAUUCUUUGAGUAAAAGCGGCUUCGCCAAAGUCCAGGGUGCCAUGAAGACCAACAAGUUCCUGGGAGAGAUCUGCGGCAAAGAAGCCAUCUUGAAUGAACACAGUUACUUCUUCACAAUAUUCGGCGAGCCUUCUGAGACGGCGCCAUGGGCGUUCAUGCUAUAUGGCCACCACCUCGCUCUCAAUGUAUUUAUCGCAGGAGAGCAGAUGGCGAUAGGUCCUGUUUUCAUUGGCGCCGAGCCAAGCAUCAUCGAUGAAGGGCCCGACAAGGGUUUGACUCUCUGUGCGAAUGAGAGCCAGCUGGGACUGCGCCUUAUGCAAUCUCUAUCCCCAGGGAUACAGAAGAAAGCCCAAGUGUACUCCCAAAUGCAUGAUCCAGCCAUGUCGGAAGACCGCUGGCACCCAGCUGAUCAGAGACACUUGGCUGGCGCUUUCCACGACAACAGGAUUAUUCCAUAUGAGGGCGUGCUAGUCACCGAAAUGACAACGGAGCAGCAAGAGUUGCUCAUGUCGAUUGUCUCUGAAUUCUUGGUACUCCUGCCGCCUGAACCGCUCAAGCACAGGCUGGGGCACAUACGAGCAUACCUAUCGGAGACUUAUUUCGCCUGGAUUGGUGGCUUCGGUCCAGCCGACCCCUUUUACUAUCGGAUCCAGAGCCCUGUGGCGUUGUUCGAGUUCGAUCAUCACUCUGGCGUGUUUCUUACCAACGAAGAGCCCGCAAAGUAUCACAUCCACACAAUACAGAGACUCCCCAACGGCAACGAUUAUGGUCGCGAGUUGAGGGAGCUGUUUAGAAGGCAGGGAAAUAACGGAAAGCUGUGA
Molecule: messenger RNA, 1236 nt
Organism: Colletotrichum gloeosporioides
Lineage: Eukaryota; Fungi; Ascomycota; Sordariomycetes; Glomerellales; Glomerellaceae
Exons: 7
Coding region: 1-1236 (411 amino acids)
Source: RefSeq, a predicted model, not a curated record